GCUGGGGGUACCCCCGCCGCCUCCCGGCUCGCCCCCGCUUUCCCCCGUGCACAGCGGGGCGGCUGCGGCGGGGCGGCCCCGGGAGGGCUGCGGCCCCUCGGCGGCGGGUUGCCGGCGGGCUGCCGCACCCCCAUCAUGGCCAAAGUGACGGCGGAAAGUUGCGGGGCGGCGCCGGCCGAGGACUUGUCCAAGGUGUCGGACGAGGAGCUGCUCAAGUGGAGCAAGGAGGAGCUGAUCCGCAGCCUCCGCCGCGCCGAGGCCGAGAAGAUGAGCGCGAUGCUGGACCACAGCAACCUCAUCCGGGAGGUGAACCGCCGCCUCCAGCUCCACCUCGGCGAGAUCCGCGGCUUGAAGGAUAUCAACCAGAAGCUGCAAGAAGACAACCAAGAGCUGAGAGACCUUUGCUGUUUUCUGGAUGAUGACAGGCAGAAAGGCAAGAAGGUGUCCCGUGAGUGGCAGAGACUUGGCAGAUACAGUGCUAGUGUUAUGCACAAAGAGGUUGCCUUGUACUUACAGAAGCUGAAAGAAUUGGAAGUGAGGCAAGAAGAAGUGGUUAAGGAAAACCUAGAGCUGAAAGAAUUGUGUGUGUUGCUGGAUGAGGAGAAAAGUGGUGGAGCAGGCAGCCGGAGCUCUAUUGACAGCCAGAUCAGCCUGUGCCAGCUAACCGCAACGAGUACUUACAUAAGAGAUGUUGGCGAUGGGAGUAGUACUUCUAGUACAGGAAGUACAGACAGUCCAGACCAUCAUAAACAUCAUCCAAGUACUAGUCCAGAACAUCUUCAAAAAAGUCGGGGUGAAGGAAGCCCUGAGCAUCAGAAACACAGGAGUAUCAGCCCGGAGCACCUCCAGAAGCCCAGGAGUUCUGGCAGUCCUGACCAUCACCUGAAAGGACCGAGUCCAGAACAUCACAAACCCAUUGUCAAAGCACCUGAACAGCAAAAGCAGAGCAGCAGCAGUCCAGAAACUAUCCCAAAGCAUGUUUUGAGUAGUAGCCCUGAACACUUUCAGAAGCAGAGGCCUGGUAGUAGCCCUGAGCAUCAAAAGCACAGCAGUAGCAGCCCAGAUCAUCUGCAAAAGCACACAUCGAGUGGAAGUACAGAACAUCUCCACAAAGUGAGGGGUACGAGCCCUGAGCACCUCAAACAACACUACGGAGGGAGCCCAGAGCAUCUCAAACAUCUCAGUGGAGGCAGCAGAGAAGGUACCCUCAGGAGACAAUUAACAGAUGACCUGUCAUCUCACCACAGAAGUAUAUACAAUGGAAUGAAUGAAUCAACCUUGUCCUAUGUUAGGCAGCUGGAGGCAAGAGUAAGACAGCUGGAGGAGGAAAAUCGCAUGCUGCCCCAGGAUCGCAUUAGGAUGCCAGGAGGGGCGGAGGGGAGUUACUGCUCUGCAAACGAGCCAGCUAGCAUCAGUGGACAUGGCUCAGCCUCUCAGCAGUCUGACUCAGUGGUAAAUGCUCUGAAGGUCUUAGAAGCUCGGGAAAAUAUAAAUCAGCAGGCUGUUAAAAAUUCUUACCACUACCUUAGUGAGACAGAAAAAGCUGUGGCUGGAGAAAUGUGCAAUGUUGUGUGGAGGAAACUUGGAGAUGCUGCAGGGUCGUGCCCUGGAAUUAGACAACAUUUGUCAGGAAAUCAAUAUAAAGGACCUAUGUAAGAGGCCCUGAGCAAAUCCGCUCUCUGAAGAGAAAGUUUAAACUGCCGAUAGGAGAAAGAACUGACUGUGUCCACAGUGACUUCCCAGCUGACGACAGGGUCUGUAUGCGCUACAAGAGACUUCGCUGGAAACUAGUAAGAUUCUGACAGAGGUCUCUGGAGGAGCCGUGUUGUCAGUGUCCCCCAAAUACUGCUGUUUUGGUAUACUGGCUAGUGAAACGCUGCUGCUGCGUCGUCACUUCAACACACCACAUUUAGAAGCAUUGAGGUAUUUCCAUCUUAACUAACAGAUAAUUGGGAUUCUGCAGGAGUUACAUGAAAUAAGUUGUAUUUUGGUUGGUUACAGUGAAUCUCUAGUAAGUCUGAAUGAAUUUUCCACUGGAUUUAACAGAGGUUUUUCACGAGACUGGAGAGGCAUGGAUAAACUGUGCCUUUGGUCUCCACAGUUUUGAGAAAGUCACUUCUUACUAACUCACACAUCAGUCUGUAAAAUAUUGGUUAAUGGUGCUUAGGCAAUUUCUAGAUGAUUUUUUUUGUUGUUUUGGUAGAAUACCUGCCUUUGGAGGUGCUAAAAGACCAUAAAGUCUCCUAACCAGCCAGUAGUGUAGCAUAACUACAGAACUUGUAGUGAAACACAAUUUCUUUCUAAAUGAAAGUAAAGAUAGCUUUCCUUUUGAUUCUCUUUCAUGCACAUCUUCUGAAGAUGUGUACGAUGUUUGCAGCCCUUUAAUGACCAGAAUACUUAGGUAUCACUAUUACAGGUCUCAAAUCAGAAUUUCCAUCCGAAAUUUGUUUUUUGGGCUUGUUUGUUUUUUUUCCAGAAAGUAUUUUCCAAUUGUCAGAAUGCUAAUUUCUACUGUUUAAUUUAGAGACAUGCUGGUUUAUUUAACAAGAGUCUAUAAGGAUCUAAAAGAUUGCACUGCAUUAUAAAAAAAAAAAAAAGCUUUUCUUGCCACUGUAGUGUUCUCUCAAUGAAAAAGGUUUUAUUAUACUCAGAGCAUGUCUUUCAUUAUUAUGAGGCAGAAGGCUCUUGUUCAGAUUGCCUAAGAUUUGACCAGACGGUGCCCUAGAUGUGCUUAGUUUAUUUUUAUCUAUAUGUAUGAUACUAGUUGUGUGUAUUGAACUGCAACGAUAGGUAUUUUGUGUAUAUCAAAAAGCAAUGAUAGUUUCAUUUAUGAAUGUGCAACAGGCUUGUGACUGAAUGCUGUUGCUUAACUUUUUACCAUAGCCAAGUAUCAAAAAGACUAAUAAAAGUUUCUUAAAAAAUAGGAAUGCAACAAUUCCUGGGUUUCUGGUUUGUUCUUGGUUACUAAGACGUGAGCCAAAGUCAGAACCUCUGUUUUCUCUGAGCUUGCAACGUGCUGUAUUCGUGGGCUAUUUGCAGUGGAAUGUAGCUCAGUCGCUGUACGAUCUUUUGUUAUAUAGGAGUAUGAUGUAAAUCUGCUAACUGUCUUCAGAAGAAGUGUGUUAAUUUGCGGUAGUAAUUAUAUUGGUUUCUGUUGUUAUUUUUACUUGGUACCAUUUGGCAUAAGGCCUCUGACCCAUCAUUGCUUUCUCAGGCAAAACUCCUGUUCGCUCUGUCUCCUUGAGUUGGAAAUGCAGAGUCCGGCCUUCCAUUUUGAAACACUGCACUCUUGCAUAUUUUCUUCUAUAUUACCCAGCUCAAACAGUCGUCUGUUAUUGUUACAUGUUUUUUUCUCCCAUACGUAUCGUUUGCAUAGUUAAACUUCAAUUGUUGUAUUCCUAUAUAUCUAUAUACAUGUAUGAAAAAAAUGUAAAAAAUGUACUUGUGCCUGCAGUACGUCGUGCAGGGGCUAAUUUGAGGGACACUGGUCUUUUGACACUACACUUCUGUAAAUUUUGAUACUGUAUUAAAACUAUUUUUUUACAGUUCUGCAUACGAUUGGGUAUCAAGUAUCUGUGUUCAUCUUAGCAACGGUAAUAAAUUAUAGAAUUGCACCAUU
Phalacrocorax carbo (great cormorant) is the source of this 3619-nucleotide messenger RNA. The record is from RefSeq and is a predicted model, not a curated record. NCBI's taxonomy places the organism in Eukaryota, Metazoa, Chordata, Aves, Suliformes, Phalacrocoracidae.